UUUCAAACUCAAACAUAACAAUGAAUUAGAUCGUUGAAAAAGGCGGGGACAUGAAAGUUGUUUACUAAACAAGGACGACUGAACACAUCAUGGAUAAGGAUACAUUUCAGCUACAAUCGCUCCUUUCAGAUGUUACAUUUUUGUCACUUUCUUUUGCUUCGGGAUUAGCACUAAUCGGGGUUGUAACGGGAUUUUAUCUCGGUAAAUCUCGAGGGCAACAAUGUAUUCUAUCUUGGCUAGUUUACAAUGCUCUGACACAUUUUGUAUUGGAGGGAGCCUUUGUCUGUUUCUCUUUGAGGGGAACUGUCAACAGCACUGAUAAUUUUUUGGCAACAAUUUGGAAGGAGUAUGCAAAAGCAGACCAGCGUUGGGGUGUGUCUGACCCUACAAUUGUGUCGCUUGAGAUCCUCACCGUGGGGCUGGCUGGGCCCCUCGCCCUGCUGUUGUGCUACGCCAUUUUGCGGGACCGACCAUACCGACACUUUGUACAGAUCAUUCUAUGUGUUUGUGAGCUGUAUGGAGGUUGGAUGACAUUUUGUCCAGAAUGGCUACAGGACAGCCCCAAUCUGCGAACAGACAGCUUCCUCUAUCUCUGGGUCUACCUUGUCUUCUUCAACAUAUUGUGGGUGGUUGUCCCCCUUGCUCUGCUUGUCCAGUCUUAUCGAGAUCUCUGCUUUGCCGAGGUUCAGAAAACUGUCAUCACCGAAACAACAACAACGAAGCUCAUCACACAUAAAUACAACACAAGGUCCAAAAAAAAUGAUUGAAGAUACUUUGUAUGUGGUUCUGGUUUCAUAAAUAUAUUUUUUGUUUUUAUUUUUAAAUGAUAAUGAAAUCCAAAAUCAAAUUGCAAGUGUUAUUUAUUAUUAAACGUUGGUGACAUAAAACAGUGACAUUUUAUACAUUUUUAUAAUAAGUAUUUCAAGUGACACUUUACACAAUUUGUUUAGGAAAAUCUUAGUAGAACCAGAUUUGUUGGUCUUUUCUCAUGAUCAGCGUGUGUAUUAGUGUAAUAAGGGAGUUAAAAAUAUGGUUCUGCACUAUCACAUGGUACAAAGUGGAUUAGCUGUUUAGUUGUGCUCAAGUUAGAUGUAAUAGUUAGCCUUGUUGUAUUGUGUUUUUAUUUAUGCAUGAGAAUUAGAAAAAGUGUUUGAAGGUAUGAAUUUGAAUGUACCAUUUAAUAGUCUCUUAAAAAUCAGGUGCCAGUUUCACAAAUGUUUCUACGCUUGGAUGAAAUUUUCCUGUAGGAAUGCAUUUUAACCUUAACUAAGCUUUCUUAUGAGAUUUCUGAAGUUAAAGAACAAACGUUUGCAAUCACACCUUCCCAUGCUCUUUUGAAGCAUAAAAUUAGAAAAGAAAAGCCCUUCAAUUAUUAUUAAAUCCAAUUAUGUAAAGGUAAAUAUUUGACAAUCAUAUAAUUAUGAGAAAAUCAAAGUGUACUACAAAAAUAAUGUGAUAUAAAUUAAUGUAAAUGAUUAAAUGCUAAGUAUGUUUUGAACACAAACAGUAAUUGAAAACUUUGCAAGCUUUCCAAAAUAUCUGUUUCCAGUAGUAAAUGAACACUGAUGAAGGGAGCUAUAGGUUAGUGUGUAAUACAGCCUAGUUUUGUGUAAGUGAAGGUUGUAAUUGUGACGUAGUAUUAAUAUUAAAUCAUCAACUUCUGUAAACAUACUUAGUUUUGGGCAUUUAUAUUUUAGAGAAUUAUCAUAUUUGUCAGAUGAGGGCAUUGAUAAAUUGGGGCACUCACAAUAUAUACAAUAAUAAACAAUAUGUGGAAUCUUCAUAAGCCCAAUAUAUGGAGCUAACAAUUGGCUAAAAUAGUAUUAAAGCUAAACUAGGUAUGUUUACAGUAUCAAAGUUAAAACUGUUUUACUUAUGGGUAUGUUUUUAAUUUUUUUUUUAUCGUAAAACAUCUUGUUUUUGUGAGCUUGUUAUUUAUGUUUUACUCAAUGAUUAUAAAAGAUUAUAUUCACUAGAAUCGUUUUACUUGUACAUAAUGGUUGUCUAUUUUUAGCUCACCUGGCCCGAAGGGCCAAGUGAGCUUAUCCCAUGGUGCAGCGUCCAGCGUCCGUCA
Molecule: messenger RNA, 2074 nt
Organism: Mizuhopecten yessoensis (Yesso scallop)
Lineage: Eukaryota; Metazoa; Mollusca; Bivalvia; Pectinida; Pectinidae
Product: emopamil-binding protein-like
Exons: 4
Coding region: 90-767 (225 amino acids)
Biological process (GO): sterol metabolic process
Cellular component (GO): membrane; endoplasmic reticulum
Molecular function (GO): cholestenol delta-isomerase activity
Source: RefSeq, a predicted model, not a curated record